Brienomyrus brachyistius is the source of this 2250-nucleotide messenger RNA. RefSeq names its product hypermethylated in cancer 2 protein-like. NCBI's taxonomy places the organism in Eukaryota, Metazoa, Chordata, Actinopteri, Osteoglossiformes, Mormyridae. Gene Ontology annotation, molecular function: DNA-binding transcription factor activity, RNA polymerase II-specific; RNA polymerase II cis-regulatory region sequence-specific DNA binding; protein binding. Gene Ontology annotation, biological process: regulation of transcription by RNA polymerase II. The transcript has 2 exons. The coding region runs from base 187 to 1797 and encodes 536 amino acids. The record is from RefSeq and is a predicted model, not a curated record. Gene Ontology annotation, cellular component: nucleus.
CCGCCCCCUAUUCUCCCCAUUCCUCCUGGCUUGUAUUCAAAUUUGGGUCAGGGGUGAGAGACCAACGUCACAGGCUUGCAAGAUGGCGCACGGACGGCUGUGAGAUACCAGUAAACCGGGCUGGUUAAACCAGAAAGGCUCCUGCCAAUGCAAUAAGGUUGUACUUUUCAGGGAAGAGAAGGCGAGAUGGAAUUACCAAAUCACGCUAGACAGCUGCUGCUCCAGCUGAAUCAGCAGAGGGCCAAGGGCUUCCUGUGCGACGUCAUCAUCGUGGUGGAGAACGCCCUCUUCAGGGCGCACAAGAACGUCCUGGCCGCCAGCAGCAUGUACUUCAAGUCGCUUAUGCUUCACGACAACCUGGUGAAUCUGGACAUGGACAUGGUGAGCCCGUCGGUCUUCCGGCAAGUGCUGGACUUCAUCUAUACGGGCAAGUUGCCGUCCACAGACCAGGCCUCCCAGCAGAAGUUCACCGCCCUUCUGACGGCUGCGAGCUACCUCCAGCUGCAUGAUCUGGCGGCCCUCUGCAGGAAACGGCUUAAAGGCUGCAGCAAGCCCCUCCCUGUGAAGCCGGGCAUGGUGCGGGGGCAGCGCAAGCAGAAACUCUCCUCUGCCAAGCCCGCCUCUCUCCGCCGUUCGGUUUCUGAGGAUAAGCAGCUGCACCAGGACAAGCCACAAGACGAGAAAGUGUCAGGUGAUGAGGUUUACGUGGGUGGGUCCCCAGGGGCCACAUCAGGCAGUAAGACGGGCAGCAGUGGCGAAGUCGGCGGCAGGGAUGAGGAGGAGGAGGAGGAUGGUCAGGAGGUGGGGCUGGACCUGUCCAAAAAGAGUCCUUCAGAGAGCUCGGUUACGGAGGAGGUCAGCCCCCCAAGCCUCAGGGACGAGUCGCCCCCAUCCGAAUCUCCGUUAGCUGCCAACAGCACCACAUCUGAGGAGCCUGGUCAUCCCCAAGACCUGGAGGAUGGCGAGCCCAUGGAGCUGGGGGAACGGACGCUUGAGAAGAGCCCGGUUCUACCAGAUGGAGACCCACCACGUCCCAGGAUCCGCCAGUCUGCCCGCAAGAAGGAGUGGCCUAAGAGGGAAGGGGGCGGGGCCAAUGCCACAGAGAAGCCAACAGCGGCCAACUUGAGGUCAAUGGUCACCGGCGAUCAGCCAUCCAAUGGAAAUAGCUUUAGUUCGGAUCACGCUUUCGGGAGCGCCGAGGAGGGGGAAAACGGGAAGGAUCACAGCGAUGAAAGUGAGGGUGAGAGUCCCGGUACCAAUUACGUGUACCGUCAGGAGGGCUUUGAGGUUGCCGUGGGCGACAACCUAUACGUCUGCAUUCCUUGUGGCAAGGGUUUCCCCAGCUCAGAGCGGCUCAACGCCCAUGUGGAGACGCACACCGAGGAGGAGCUGUGCAUCAAGGAGGAGGCCGAGGACCUAUCGGCAAGGGUGGCCCCACCCCCUGGCACCGAGCCCCGCCCCUUCGAGUGCUCGGUGUGCAGCAAGAGCUACAAAGACCCAGCAGCCUUGCGGCAACACGAGAAGGGUCACUGGCUCCCGCGGCCCUUCCCCUGCCACAUAUGCGGCAAGAUGUUUACGCAGCGUGGCACCAUGACGCGCCACAUGCGCAGCCACCUGGGCCUGAAGCCGUUCGCCUGCGAGGAAUGCGGCAUGCGCUUCACCCGCCAGUACCGCCUGACGGAGCACAUGCGCGUGCACUCGGGCGAGAAGCCGUACGAGUGCCAGCUCUGCGGGGGCAAGUUCACGCAGCAGCGCAACCUCAUCAGCCACCUGCGCAUGCACACCACCCCGGCAUGAGGCAGAGACCCAGAGAGCCCCCUGCCUGCCCGCCCAGCAGUGCUGCCCCCUCACCUGGGUGAGGUGGGUACCUGCCUGCUGGUGGUCAUCCUCCAUUUGGGGCAUGGACACUUUAUACCAGCGUUCCCGACCUGCGCCGGGGCCCCCGCCCUCCGGGGUGGUGCUCCUUUCCGUCGGGUUUUGUCUUCCUUGCGACGGCUCUGCUGAUUUACCCUCGGCCGCAUCGCCAUUGCAUACUUAACCCCGUAGGGCCUGAUAGCCUCACUCUUCUCAUUUUAGUACCUCAAACACAACCGGCCCCAAAGCUCCUGACCCCCCCCCCCAAAUCUGUGGGCUUACAAAAAAAAUCCCAGAAAGGCGGGUGGGGGGGGGGGAGCUUUUUUUAUUAUUAAUGUUCAUUUCUAGCCUCUAGGGAUGCACCCUAUUCUGAAAACCUUUACAUGGUACUUUGUC